CUGCAUGUUUGUUUUUUGUUUGUUUAAAAUACAAUUAUAUUCAGAAAAAUAUUAUUAAAGUAUUUUCACUUUCUUAGGAUUUAUCAAUGUUAAGAAUAUUAACGAACAUUGGAAAAACAAUAAAAACUUCUUCCUUUUUAACUCGCUCCCAUCAAUUACAACAAUCAAUGCCAUUUUAUGCUGUUGCGGCCGGUUGGGAAGUGGGAAUCUUCGAUACGUGGGCCAUAUGUGAAAAAAAAGUGAAAGUGUACUCCAAGCCAAUUUACAAAAAGUUCAAGACCAGAGAAGAGGCAGAAGCAUUUCUUAAAUCGCAUGGGGUAAGCGUUCCUUCAGCUUCAUCCUCAUCAAGCGGCUCGUACAAUCCUAAAGAAGAUGCGCUUCCAUUACCCAGAAAAGCAAAGAAGAAGAAAGACUUUAGUACUGAAAUGAAGAAACUUUUAAAGCAAAAAAACGAUAGCACAAACUACCGAAAAUGGGACUCAACUUCAGAGGAAAGUGGAAGUGAAGAUGAAACAAGACCACAACCUGUUGCUCCAGAAAUCAAGGAAAGUUGGCCAGAAGAUGUGGAAUGGGAGGAAGAUGACGAAGAUAUUUUGCUUGCUGCUGCAGCCGAGGUAGAAGGAAUACCAGAGAAUCCUCUAAAAAGAAAAAUCCCCAUCGAAUCUAGUUCAGGACCGAGUAGUUCAAAGAUCUUGAAAAAGUACUCACAUGAAUCGAAGAUUUGGGAACCGAUAGGUUUGAAGAAAAUUGGGGAUUUUGAAUUUCCCAUUGACUCGGAGGGUUUUGUGAUUGUCUACACAGACGGAUCUUGCAUAAAUAAUGGCAAAGCCAAUGCCGUUGCAGGUUUCGGUGUUUACUUUUCUGAAGGACAUGCUCUAAAUGCUGCAAAGCCAGUUGUCGGGAGAGUUACGAAUAAUGCUGGAGAAAUUCAAGCUGCCAUCUACGCCAUUCGUAUUGCUAAAGAUUUUGGCAUUAAAAAGCUAUGCUUAAGCACAGAUUCUCAAUUUCUUAUCAAUGCUGUGACGGCUUGGAUGAAAAAUUGGAAAAGAAAAGGUUGGACAUUGAAAGGUGGUGAACCGGUAAAGAACAAGGAAGAUUUUGUGAUAUUAGAUGGCUUGCUAGAUAAAAGCAUUGAAAUUAAAUGGAACUAUGUAAAAGGUCACAAGGGAAUCAUUGGGAACGAAAAAGCAGAUCAACUAGCUCGUCAAGGUUCAGCACUCUAUAAAUCUAUGAUAGGAAAAUGAUAUGACUGAAUCGUUUUAAUUAUUGGACCUAUUUACAUUUAAAAGCAUGAAGAUCUUAACGUUUAUUUUAUAAAGCUGUUUAAGAAUUUAAGAAAUAAAUUCCUACUCCACAUAGAUUCUUAUUACAUUUAAAUAAAAAGCUAGAGUAUUAAAAGAA
Eupeodes corollae is the source of this 1401-nucleotide messenger RNA. RefSeq lists its product as uncharacterized. The record is from RefSeq and is a predicted model, not a curated record. NCBI's taxonomy places the organism in Eukaryota, Metazoa, Arthropoda, Insecta, Diptera, Syrphidae. Bases 87 to 1244 code for a protein of 385 amino acids. The transcript is spliced from 5 exons. Gene Ontology annotation, molecular function: RNA-DNA hybrid ribonuclease activity; magnesium ion binding; nucleic acid binding. Gene Ontology annotation, biological process: DNA replication, removal of RNA primer.